AUGAAUAGGUUAUUUGGCUAUGGUAACAAGAAGUCACAGGAUCAACUUAUCAAAGAAUCCUCUCAGGCGAUGAACGCUGCUCAACAGAACUUGCAGAGUAAGAUGUCUCAAUUGGAUACAGAGAUUACACAAAUAAAUUUCCAAUUAACAAACAUUCAAAAACGUUUAAGUAAGAUAAAAUCUCCAUCAGGACAAAAACCGUUGAGAAAUCAAGCACUUAAGCUGUUAACAAAGAGAAAGAAAUUAGAAUCGAUGAAAGAUUCUAUGGAAUCUCAGGAAUGGUCAAUGGCACAAGCAUCAAUGAUGAAUGACACUAUAAAUAACACUUUAAUAAGUGUGAACGCAAUGAAACAACACAAUGCUCUUUUGAAAUCUCAGUUCAAGAAGAUAGACCUGGAUAAGCUUGAAGACAUGCAAGAUGAAAUGAUUGAUUUGAUUGAACAAAAUGAUGAGUUACAAAACAUCCUAAGCGAAGGGUUCAACACUAAUCUAGACCUUGACGAAUUUGACGAGGCGGAAUUGGACGGAGAACUAGAAGCCCUGGCAGAAGAUAUGGAAAAUGAUGAACAAUUCCUUAUUAACGAUACGGGGUUAUUAGAAGGAGGAGAAGGCACAGUACCCUCUUAUUUAAACGAUAGUAUACCACAAUUCAUUGAUGAAGAUCCUGAACAAAAAUUAACUGAUAAAACGUUAGAAAAUGCAUGA
Kazachstania africana CBS 2517 is the source of this 705-nucleotide messenger RNA. RefSeq names its product Vps60p (gene VPS60). The transcript has a single exon. Gene Ontology annotation, cellular component: multivesicular body. The coding region runs from base 1 to 705 and encodes 234 amino acids. Gene Ontology annotation, biological process: vesicle budding from membrane; late endosome to vacuole transport via multivesicular body sorting pathway. Lineage: Eukaryota; Fungi; Ascomycota; Saccharomycetes; Saccharomycetales; Saccharomycetaceae. The record is from RefSeq and is a predicted model, not a curated record.